Messenger RNA from Prosopis cineraria, 3009 nucleotides. RefSeq lists its product as uncharacterized. Gene Ontology annotation, biological process: mismatch repair; negative regulation of DNA recombination. The record is from RefSeq and is a predicted model, not a curated record. Lineage: Eukaryota; Viridiplantae; Streptophyta; Magnoliopsida; Fabales; Fabaceae. Gene Ontology annotation, molecular function: ATP binding; ATP hydrolysis activity; endonuclease activity.
UUCCAUAAUCCACAAGCGCGGAGCCAAUGCAAGCGUCAUCUAUGGUGGUUUUGUCUAUCUCUAUCCUGUUUUUCUGUGUAUUGUAUUGGAGCAUGUAUACCAUUGAGCACCAGUGUCACUAGCAAUUGUUCUCCAGCUUCAACGCACUUAACAGACCCGGAACAUGUUUUCAUGUACAGCCAUCUCCAUCUCCACCACCUCAUACACUUUCCCGAUUACCAUUAAAAUUAAUAAAUUCCACCAUAGACUCAGGCAAUCGCUGGCUGCUUCCUCUUCUUCUAUUCACUACGACAGUCUCCGAGUGCUGGAAUGGGAUAAGCUGUGCGAUUUGGUCGCUUCCUUCGCUACCACCUCUCUGGGCUGCAAAGCCGUCAAAGCCCAGCUAUGGUCUCUGAAUCAGACUUACGACGAGAGCCUGAGACUUCUGAACGAAACAAAUGCGGCCGUCGAAAUGCACAAGCAUGGAGGUUGCCGACUGGACUUCGGCCACAUUGAUGCUGCCCUGGUGGAGUCUGCAAUUCAGCAUGCCCGGAUAAAUAGACCAGUAAAUGGCUUUGAGGCAUUGGCCACUGCUACGCUUAUUCAGCAUGCUGAAACCUUGCAGGCUAAUCUGAGAGCUGCAAUCAAGGAAGAUAUAGAUUGGUAUAGUCGUUUCAUGCCUCUUACAAAAGUGAUAAUGGAAUUUGUCAUUAAUCGAUCAUUGGUUAGAUUGAUAGAGCAAGUUAUUGAUGAAAAUGGUUCUGUCAAGGACUCUGCGAGUCCUACCCUUAAACAGUCACGAGAACAAGUGUUGUCACUUGAGAAAAAGAUACAUCGGUUGAUGGAGAGAUUGAUCAGAAAUGAAAGGAGUGAAGCUUCAAUUCUUGAAGUGAAUAAUAUUGAUGGCAGGUGGUGUCUUCGAGUGGAUUCUGGUCAGAGGACAAGCUUUAAGGGUCUCUUAUUGUCCAGUGGCUCAGGGGGAGGAAGUAUUGUAGAGCCUCUUUCUGCUAUUCCAUUAAAUGAUGAGUUACAAGAAGCUAGAGCUUCAAUGGCUAAAGCAGAGGCAGAUGUGCUUUUCAGAUUAACAGAAAAGAUUCAGCUGGACCUUGAUGAUCUUGAAAAGAUGUUGAACAGCAUGGUUCAACUUGAUGUGAUCAAUGCUAGAGCUACUUAUGGUCUUUCUUUUGUUGCCAUGCUAGAACAAGACCCCCAGUCCCCAGUUCCAGUUGAUUUUUUUGUACCCCAGAAAACUCGUGUUUUAAUUGUAACUGGCCCUAACACUGGUGGUAAAACCAUAUGCUUGAAGACUGUAGGAUUGGCUGCUAUGAUGGCAAAAUCAGGCCUUUAUAUUCUUGCUUCUGAGUCUGCGCAAAUCCCUUGGUUUGAUUCUGUUUUUGCUGACAUUGGUGAUGAGCAGUCCUUAUCCCAGUCCUUGUCUACCUUCUCCGGACAUUUGAAACAGAUAAGCAAUAUUAAAUCAUAUUCAACACAGCAGUCGCUGGUGCUACUAGACGAGGUUGGUGCUGGAACAAACCCCCUUGAGGGAGCUGCACUGGGCAUGGCAUUAUUGGAAUCUUUUGCCAUGGAUGGUUCUUCGUUGACAAUGGCUACAACUCAUCAUGGGGAACUGAAAACCCUGAAAUACAGCAAUGAGGUCUUUGAGAAUGCGUGUAUGGAAUUUGAUGGAGUGAACCUGAAGCCAACUUACAAGAUUCUCUGGGGCGUACCUGGGCGCUCAAAUGCAAUUAACAUAGCUGAGAGGUUGGGACUUCCGUCUGUUGUUGUAGAUGCUGCACGUAAUCUGUACGGUGCUGCUAGUGCAGAGAUAGAUGAGGUAAUAACUGAUAUGGAGAAGUUUAAACAAGAAUAUCAAGAGCUAGUAGACGAAGCACAUAACUAUCUGAGGCAAUCUAGGGACCUCUAUGAUAGUUUGUUGGACUCCAAAAUGAAGAUCACAGAGUACAGUACUAAUCUACGAGCUAGAAAGAUGCAAAAUGUAUCUGAGGCUGCGGCAGUGGCACGGUCUAUCCUUCACAAGAGAGUGCGGCAGCUACGUGCGUCUCCAAGACAAGUUUCAAAGCCCAGUAAAGAUGAUAAGGUCCCUCAAUCUUCAGUUACCAAUUACCAACAUACAUCAACAGCUAACAAAGAAUCUGCUACUGCGGUUGCAGAUGGAAGUGCGGCUGUUGUGAAAAAAGUUAACCAAACAUUGUCAGAGGAGUCUAGGCUUCCCAAGGUUGGUGAUGCAGUGCAUGUAUCUUCUAUUGGAAAGAAAGUAACAGUUUUAAAAGUAGAUUCAUCAACAGAAGAAAUUGUUGUUCAAGCUGGAAAAAUGAAGUUGAAGCUGAAGUUAAAAGACAUUCAAAGAUGAUUGCCAAUCAUUUGAGAGAGUGCAAGUAUUAUCUUGGUUAAAGGUUUUGAUUAUGCGUGCACGGGAUCAUAUAAUGUGAUCUCCUUGUUACCAAUCCCGGAGGUAAUCUUCAGAAAGUUUGGCAAGAUGAAUUAAGGGGUAGUGUUUCCAUGCCAUCACCAAUAUUAAUCAGUUUGCUAAGAUGGUGCGAGGCAUGCUUUUUGUGCGGUAUAUAUAUUAUGUGCGCUGGAUCAAUGCCAACAACUCAAAAGAAAUCUUCCAAUUGGCCUUGGGAAAUCUUCCUGUCAGAAUGGAUUGGAGCCGUUGAAUCUUUAACUUUUUUCCGGCUGCUAUCGUUGCUUGCCGAAGCGCACUUGACAAGAAUCUGCAAUUGGGGUCACUUAGAAGAUAGAAGUGCUUUGUUGUGUUGGCCCAAAAAGAGAAGUGAAAAUUAAUCCAGAAUGUUAUGGGCAUGAGCACUUUAUUUGUCUUCCCUGUUUUAUUAGUGGAACUGGUGGUAUAAUCCCCCGCUAUUCGCCAAGUCAAUAAACGGAGGAGCUUUUCAUGUGGAACAUCGCUUUACAGGGGUUUGAUUUGUAACUGAGCUAAUAUUUUAUUUUUUUCUGGGCUGAUUUAUGUUUCAGAAGAUGUAUUCUAUUUUUCUUGCUGUUCUGCUUUUU